Molecule: messenger RNA, 252 nt
Organism: Aspergillus novofumigatus IBT 16806
Lineage: Eukaryota; Fungi; Ascomycota; Eurotiomycetes; Eurotiales; Aspergillaceae
Exons: 2
Coding region: 1-252 (83 amino acids)
Source: RefSeq, a predicted model, not a curated record
AUGGGCGAUCGAAAAUGGCAGGAUGCUCCAAGUACCCCAGCAGAAAUCCAAGACGAACCAAUGCAAGAAAGCACAGAAAAAACCGUGGUGGUCAAACCAACUGGUAGCGAACCGGCCGCUGAAUCAACGACGAAACGGGACGAUGGCAAGAGGGAGAGUAUCAACAUCAAGAUCCAUCUGAAUGUCCAUGCCAAGGUAAAAUUGGACUUGGACGCUCAGAUAGAUGGUGAUAUCAUCAUUGGGUUAUAUUGA